Molecule: messenger RNA, 4102 nt
Organism: Platichthys flesus (European flounder)
Lineage: Eukaryota; Metazoa; Chordata; Actinopteri; Pleuronectiformes; Pleuronectidae
Gene: usp49
Product: ubiquitin specific peptidase 49
Exons: 8
Coding region: 526-2562 (678 amino acids)
Biological process (GO): protein deubiquitination
Cellular component (GO): cytoplasm
Molecular function (GO): cysteine-type deubiquitinase activity; zinc ion binding
Source: RefSeq, a predicted model, not a curated record
UCGGGGACACCGGGGUCAGAGGCUCGGGGGCAGCUGUCCUGUGCGCCCGGGGUGUCAAGGUCCUGCCUCGGAUACUGCUCCAUGUGGCCGCGGUGGGUGGACGGUGGGUCGGACGGUCCAUCCUGCUGCCUGUUGUUCAGCCGCUCCGCCAAUGAGAGGCCGGCUGCCGCUCAGUCCCGGUCCAAUGAGAGCGGCCGGGUCUGGAGUCGGAUCGGGAGUUGGGUUGUUCAAUCUGAGCGGAGGACAACAAGCUGCUCGCCCCGAGUGAACCGGAUGGAUGUUAGCGAUGAACCUUCCCGUCGUGGCUGGUGGUGACUGUGGUCAUGGGUGAUGAAGCAGGAUAAUGCUGUUGAGCUUUCUACAGAAACCUGAUCAAGCAAGCUACAUUUACAACUGUGCACGCUUGUGUAAGUCUGAUCGUCUCUUUCGUUCCUCAGACGCAAACUGACAAUCACAUAUUAAUGAGUGGCUGCUUGGCUUCAGGACGUGUGUCCUAUCACUGAGGCCACAUGUGCAUCUGGAGAGAUGGAUCGGUGUAAGCACGUGGGACGCCUUCGUCUGGGCCAGGACCACUCUGUCCUCAAUCCACAGAAAUGGCACUGUGUGGACUGCAGCACCACAGAUUCCGUGUGGGCCUGCCUCAAGUGCCCCCACGUGGCCUGUGGACGUUUCAUGGAGGAGCACUCGCUCAAACACUUUCAGGAGUCACAACACCCACUGGCUAUGGAGGUACGUGAGCUGGAUGUCUUCUGCUUUGCGUGUGGAGACUAUGUACUCAAUGAUAACGCAGAAGGAGACCUCAAGCUCCUCAGAGGGGCACUCUCCACUGUCCGGAGCCCAGGCAGACGCUCGCUCCGUUCCUCGACUGGUAGGGAGUGCACCACCUGGGUUAGGGAUGGUGGGCCACAGCCUGCCAUGCAGCUGGCCCUGCGUCACAGGAGGAAAGCUCUGCUUGGAAAGAUGUUCCGAAUGUGGAUCAGCAAAAAUCAUGAGCUGCAGAAUCAACGCCAGAAGACACUGGAAGAAGCUAGGAGACAAAAGCAAGAGGUCAAAAGGAGACUCAUGGAAGAGCUUGGCAAUGUACCUCCCAGAAAGAGUGCUAGGCUUCUUACUCAGGUGCCACGCUCAAUGAUCACACUCAUUCCAAGCAAAUUCCGCGACCCUCCGGAACGCCUACCUCCCCCCCCAAAGAAGCCUUCCAUUCUAACCCUGUCCCGCAAGGCUCCUCGGAAUGGCAGAGCUGCCAAACUGAGGAGGUACUACUCCACACAUGCGGUAACCCGUCGGAGACCUGCUCCAGGAGUCACUGGUCUGCGCAACUUGGGGAACACAUGCUAUAUGAACUCAAUAUUGCAAGUGCUGAGCCACCUGCAGAAAUUCAGGGAGUGUUUUCUUACUUUGGACCUGUGUGAGACUGAGGAGUUGCUGGCAAAGACAAAUAGCUCCCAGGGGAUGAAGGGGGUCACAGGAGGAGGGGUAGUCAGCAGUGUGAACACAGAGCUGCCAGGAGCCCCCCCUGGACACAUGGGGAAGGCAGACAGUUUGAAUUUGCCUGUGGGCGAAAAAGAAAGCGCUCCACCUUCAGCGCCGGCCGCAGAGUUGGUCCAGCCCAAAGAGCCUCGGUGCUCCACCCGCCAGCAGAUGUCUCUGUGCCAUGAGUUGCAUACACUUUUCAGGGUCAUGUGGUCCGGCCGGUGGUCUUUGGUAUCUCCCUUCGCCAUGCUGCACUCCGUGUGGAACCUCAUCCCAGCUUUCCGGGGGUAUGACCAGCAGGACGCCCAGGAGUUCCUGUGUGAGCUGCUGGACAAGGUGCAGCAGGAGCUGGACACAGACGGGUCCAAACGCAGGAUAGUUAUUCCCAUCAACAAGAGGAAACUGUCCAAGCAAGUGCUGAAGGUCCUGAACACCAUCUUUCAUGGACAGCUACUCAGCCAGGUGACGUGUCUGUCCUGUAAGCACAAGUCCAACACAGUUGAGCCAUUCUGGGAUCUGUCUUUGGAAUUUCCAGAGCGAUAUCACAGCGUAGACAAAGGCUCAGGCUCGACAGCUUACCAGCGCAGCUGCACCCUCACAGAGAUGCUGUCCAAGUUUACAGAGAUGGAGGCUCUUGAAGGCAGCAUCUACGCCUGCAACCACUGCAACAAAAGAAGAAGGAAAUCAUCCCGCAAACCCUUAGUACUGUCAGAGGCACGUAAGCAGCUUCUGAUCUACCGCUUACCUCAGGUUCUACGGCUGCACCUCAAACGCUUCAGAUGGUCAGGGCGGAACCAUAGGGAGAAAAUCGGCGUCCAUGUGGCCUUCGACCAGGUUCUGAACAUCAAACCUUACUGCUGCACCGGCUCAGGUCACUCCGUCCACAGAGGAGGUUACACCUACGAUCUGUCUGCUGUAGUCAUGCAUCAUGGUAAAGGCUUCGGCUCAGGGCACUACACCGCGUACUGCUACAACACAGAAGGAGGUUUUUGGGUCCACUGUAAUGACUCUGAGAUGAAGGUUUGCAGUGUGGAGGAGGUGUGCAACACUCAGGCCUAUAUUCUCUUCUAUACCCAGAGGUCUGCCUAGGUACCUCUCGCUGUGAUGUCGACCUGCACGUGGUAACUUAGGGCUGCAUUUAUGAAAAUGUCGUCCUACUCAUCCCUACCUUCCCAGAUGUCAUUUAACAAUCACCUGAAAACGACUUACUAAAAAAAGAUAGCAAUGAGGGCAGUAGGACAAACACAAUCAUGAGCCGAGGUGAAAAUGUUAGCAGCAUAAUCCACAGGAGGAAUAAUGGUACAUACGAUGAAAUAUGACAUUUCCCUGGAAAGAUUUGGAUACUGUUUUCAUUCCUAAAAAAGACAAGAAAAUAAAUCAAAACCUUUUCAUAAAUGCAGCGAUGGGUUUCUCCAACUGUGGGACCAGCAUAUUGGUUUAUGGCCUGAAGACUGUGGGAGCAGGUCCGACUCUGUCCUGCUGAACACCAAGUUGUGUGUCCGUGUUUUUAAAAACGAUCAGGCUCAUGUCUGUUGAGUCUGGGAACAACCAGGCGCUCUCCUGAGACAGCAUUUUACAUCCAGAGGCAACACACAUUCUGGGGUUUAGAGCAUUUUCUCACUAUAAUGUCAACAACGUGCAUUUUAAUUUCAACUGAACAUUUGAUCUUGAUGCACCAAAAAUGAUGGGAUACAUCUUUCAACAUCAUUGCAUAGUGCCACUUGAAUAGAGGGAAACUAAAGUCCAGACUCUGUGCUGCCUCAUGUUCAGCUUUUUUAAUUAAUGUGAAAUGUCAGUUAGGAAAAUGUUUUAAUACUCAUCAUGUCAUUUGUCUUUCACCGUGUCCGCUCCUCACUCGUACUGCUGUGACUGGAUACUGUGUCUAGGGCCAGAGGCCUCGUUUUUUUUUUUUUUUUUAGUUUGUUUCGUAGUCAUUCUAUGUUUCGCUUCCACGGAAAAUAAAAUGUAUGAGCUUCAGACACUUGAUUGAAUUGAUUGGAGAUGAGCGAUGGAAAGCUGCACUUUUGAGGAGGGGCUAUCACUGUUGGUCCUAUCUCUGUGAUUGUUCAUGUUUUAGCUCCUGUAACUUCUUUACAAACGGCAGCUCCCCCCUGUGGUUUGACGGUUAGACGAGUCUGAGCCCAGGUCGGAGAGUCUUUUAACGGCAGGACCUGGAAAAUGAGAUGAGGGCGUGGGCUGAUACUGAAGAAUGUGUUUCUGGGAGAUUUGGGGGGGUAUCCUCUUUUUGAGUUGAGCACCUGAAAGCAAUAUAUUGUACAUCUUGCAUCUUGAUAGGAAAUUAAGAUCAAAUCAGGAAUUCUUCUGCUUGUUAUACAAUGUUUUUUUUCUACUCUGCUGUUUCUAUCAAGGUCUUUAGAAUUUGCUAGGUAAUCAAGAAAAACUGUUGUGUUUGAUACGAGUCAAAUGCAAAUGACGUUUGUGAACUCUAUGUAAAAGUUGGAACAAUCUAAUGACGAUGAAUGUCUUACUUUUUAGCGGUCAGUGAGGCCAUGCCACUGGCUCUGAUCCCCUUGAGUUCUGUCUUGUACUGUAAGAAUACCUGUCAUAAAUGUAAUGGUCAUAUGGGUUUUGCCUGACAGUAAUUAUUAAAAAAGACAAAACAAUUUUG